This is a messenger RNA of Ochlerotatus camptorhynchus, 3096 nucleotides long. RefSeq names its product patsas (gene Patsas). The record is from RefSeq and is a predicted model, not a curated record. Gene Ontology annotation, molecular function: palmitoyltransferase activity; protein binding. Gene Ontology annotation, cellular component: Golgi membrane. The transcript has 3 exons. Gene Ontology annotation, biological process: protein palmitoylation. Lineage: Eukaryota; Metazoa; Arthropoda; Insecta; Diptera; Culicidae. Bases 287 to 1900 code for a protein of 537 amino acids.
UCGAUUUAAGUUGUUCAAAUUGUACCCUAGUUCCUGAAUCCAUACUAUUGAAUUCAAUUCAACCGUUACCGUAGGUGCUAACUAAAACGAUAUAUAUAUUGAUCUUCUAGAAUCUUCCGACCACCGCAGCAGGCAACUGACGAGAUCAGACCAUCCCCAUCCUAACUAAGCUUCCCGUGUGAAAGUGGCGCUCGAUAACGGUAUCAAAACGCAGUCCCGAGUGCAUCCGAGUCCCGGCAGCGCUCGCACUCUCGUGUGGGCGCUUCCACUGACGGCAUCAUGCAACAUGGUGACGGAGGAAAACGACGAGCAUCCCCACACCGAGGAAGAAAAGACACCGACCCAGGACAGUAACCUGCUGGUGCGGUCGGAUAGCACCGAGGUCUUGAUCCAAAGCAGCAUGGACGACAUCUUCGAUGUGAUCAAGGCUGGCGAGUUGUCGGAGGUGGAAAACCUGGUGGAGAAGGUCGGCCCGGAAGCGUUGAGUGCAAGGGAUAAGCAUGGGUACACUCCGGCUCACUGGGCUGCUUUGGAUGGCAACGUGGAGAUGAUGCGCUACUUGGUAGAACGCAAUGCUCCGGUAGAUCUGCCUUGUUUGGGAACGCAAGGUCCGAGGCCUAUCCAUUGGGCCUGCAGGAAGGGUCAUGCUGCGGUUGUGCAAGUUCUGUUACAAGCCGGAGUGGCAGUUAAUGCUGCCGACUUUAAGGGGCUGACACCACUUAUGACGGCUUGUAUGUACGGAAGGACGGCUACUGCAGCAUAUCUGCUUGGAAUGGGUGCUCAGAACCACCUUACGGACAUCAACGGCGAUACGGCACUGCACUGGGCGGCGUAUAAAGGGCAUGCCGAUUUGAUCAGAUUGCUGAUGUAUUCGGGCGUGGAUCUGCAGAAAACGGACAACUUCGGAUCGACACCGUUGCAUUUGGCUUGCCUGUCGGGUAAUUUGCAGUGUGUGAAGAUACUUUGCGAAAAACGUAACCUGGAACUAGAACCGAGGGAUAAGAAUGGGAAAACUCCGCUGAUGUUGGCUCAGAGCCAUCGGAAUAACGAUGUGGUGAAGUUGCUUCACAAUGAGAUCAAGAAGAAGUCCAGAUGGAUGCCACCGAUCUCGGAGAUCUGGAGUCUGCUGUUUGGCGGCGCUGGGGCCUCCAAGGGCCCGUUGAUUCUGUUUCUGUUCUCGGUACUGCUUUGGGGGUAUCCAAUGUAUAUGAUCAGGUGCAUCCCAAUAACGUGGAACGUUCUACGGAGGUCGCACUACUGUUUCAUCUACUGGAAUGCGGUUAUGUGGAUUAGUUGGAUCAUAGCCAAUCGUCGUGACCCGGGAUAUAUUCCAUUAAACUCGGAUACGUACUACCGGGCCAUCAAACAGAUUCCCUACUUUGAUAAGUGGAAGAAACGUAAUGCAUUUUUAUCACGACUAUGUCACAGCUGCCGAUGCCUGAGACCACUGCGAGCCAAGCAUUGCAGAAUCUGCAACAGAUGUGUGUCGUACUUUGAUCAUCACUGCCCAUUUAUCUACAACUGCGUUGGAUUGCGAAAUCGCAUGUGGUUCUUGCUGUUUGUGUUGAGCGUAGCGAUCAACUGCUCAUUCACGAUCUACUUUGCCUGUUAUUGUGUAAUGAUCGAAGGAUUCAGUCUACUGUACGUGCUAGGACUGGUGGAAGCCUUCGUUUUCUGUGGCCUGGGAUGGAUUCUCACCUGUACUUCGAUCCUCCACGCAUGCAUGAACCUCACGACCAACGAGAUGUUCAACUACAAACGUUACCCAUAUCUACGGGACAAACGUGGUCGCUAUCAGAACCCAUUUUCCCGCGGUCCGGUGCUGAAUCUGUUCGAGUUCUUCGUUUGCUUGCCGGACCGCCAGGACGAACAGGACUACAUGCUGGACGAGAAUCUUUGAAAAUUACCCAACCCGAGCGUGAAUAGGAAACGAUUAACUAGCAGCUAGGGGCAAGCGCCUUGCAGUUGGAUUCCAUUUUUGCUCCGCAUUUUUUACACCACUCUAGAUCCAGAUAUAUACUUACGGCACCAAAUCCGAAAGGUCGAAGCUUAGAGCUUGAAAGCUAGCGAGAGAAAAGAUUAAGCAGCUGCAGCCGCAUUUGACUUUGCUUACACCGUACAGCACCGUUUGUCGAUUAGUGAAUGAUGAGCAAAAGAGUUGUUCCCUAAAGGGCCACCCACAUUGGAUCCGCUUGCGUUGCGUUGACGUAAAUUUGACAGUUAGACAAUAGCUUUAGCUGUCACUUUGCCGCAACGCGUCCGAUCCGGAUCUAAUGUGCGUGGGCCUUAAGCGACUUCUCGCUCACUUUUGGAUACCUAUUAUUAUCAAUCGCGUGGUGUGAUCACACUGAGAAAGGAAGUUCUUUCAAAUUCCAUCCGUACGUAGAACGGAAUUCUCAGUUAUUGAUUAUAAAAUACGUUUAUUAUUUUUCCAAAUACGUUUGAGUACACGAAUGUAAUUUUUUUUGCGCUCUAUACGAUUCAACCUGUUGGGCGAACAUUAUUUUACUAUAGUCCACAUAGAUACGUAUUUAAAUGUUAUUUCUUCACUGAUUUAUUGGGAUCAUUUAUUUCUUUUCACUUUCGUAGUGGAACAAUAUAUUAACGAUAUUGAUUUUAGUCUGACGGGAGGAAGUAUAUUUUCAUUUUUGAUAGAUAUUAACUAAGAAUCGUAUAUUGUUAAAGUUUAAAAAUUAUAUGCGAACUAAUGUUACGUUGAAGGUGAAUGUUGAUAAGAAAUAGUCUUUACUUUAUUUGAUAUAAUAAUACACGAAACUAUUUUCCGAAGUAAAUUAACCUACGAAUGUGCAUUGAUAUUUUCGUUCGUGUAUGUGUAUUUAAAGGUUAACUCAUCAAAUUGCACAAAAUAGUGUUUGUUUUGUUUUCGUUUUAGUACUUAGAUUAAAAUAUAAACACACUCCAAAACUACAUAAAAUGUAUUCUGAAAACUCAUGAACAGCAGCGGAUGCCUGUGUUUUUCAAUAUUUAUUGCUUUCCAUACUGUUAUAAUACCAGAUUGUAUCUCGAUGAAAGAAAUAUUUUUACCGUAAAUUUUGAUGGCUAUAACGCUUCGAAUAAAACUUUUGUAACAAGUCA